AUGAAUUCUAAUCUUCGUGCUCAGUAUCCCGAUGCUCCUCUGCGGACAUCCAUGCAGGCGCUGCAUAAACCCUUAGAAGACCUCACUUACAGUGCUGUGGGUCGAUGGUGUUUGGCGCGCCAUCUCAAUUUCCCAUCUAUCGUCAGGACUCAGGCAAAAUUACGUCCUUCCAUUGAGACUAGGCUUGGUCUCAUGGAAAUUGGAUGGUUCGCUGCAGGCUGCCAUCGCGACCAGAGGCACAGUGUAAGCCGAGCGACAUUUCACUCGGCCUUUGAUACCAUGCGCGGGGAAACAGAAACCAAAGGCAAUCCUCCCACAGAAUUUAACCAUUGCCGUUCAGCUCAUAUAGACGGCCUCAUGGACGUCGCGACAUUACUAGACCGGGCUUUUGGCGGCUGUACAAUGGUGAUACAUUCUACAGGGACAUUGGAGCCGGGACAAGAAAUUGUUCCAGAGCAUUUGAAAACAUUGGUCUACUUUACUCCCCAUAUGCUCGUGGAAUACCCCGAACUUGAUGCUGUGGUUGCAAAAGUUAACCAGAUUUUUAUUGAAGAGGUUGCGGUACGCGGCGCAGAGCGCUGGAAGGCAGCAGCGGCUGCUCGAGGCUGGUCCAUGACUGGUCGUCCAACCCGAGUUAUCCCCCCUCCAGACCCUCGAUCCCCCUUGCUGCCACCUGCGGAAAAGGAUUCUUGUGUCUUCACUAUACGCGGUUGUGCCGUUGGAUCCCUUGAGGAACCUUUGGAGCGUAUUCGGCAGCGUUUCAAUGCGUACAAGAACACCCGACACCCUGUAUUGUCUACUCCGUCCCGCUCUUCGGCUACUCCAUCCGCAUGUCCUGCUUCACCCACCCGACAACUUGUAUCGUCUACUCCGUCCCGCUCUUCUGCUACUCCACCCGCACGUCCGACUUCGCCCACCCCUACCUCCUCUACCCCUCUUGCUUCUCCCCAUCCAACUACCUCGCAUCAGGAUACUUCUUUCGAAAUCUUCCUUGAAGACAGUGACGAGGAAGACAAUGACCUUUUGGAGCUGUACUCAGACCUCAUUCGGAGCUUGCAAGAAGAGGUAGAAGGACUCCAGGAAGUGAUUACUACUUUACGGGAGGAGGAAAUGGCCUCAAGGGAGGAAAUGGCCUUGCAGCACUCCAGGGAGCUUUCCCAGAUGCAUGAGGAGCUGAGGAGGAAGGACGAUGAGAUCCGCAAACUUUCCCGGGCGCUGUCGUUGAAGUCCAAAGUGUCAGCCGAGGGUUCUGCCCUGAACGUUCCAAAGAUGCCAGAAUACAAGGUGAAGACCUCCACACCCAUCAAGACAACCAACUCUUUACAUUCCUUGGACUCUGAAUCAGACUUAUCCACCUCUUUGGGUUCUGUGUCUGCAAAUUCGGCAUUGUCACUCCCUAAACAAUUGACCAAUCGAUCAUCACCUGCACCUCGCCUACCACUGGCUUCACCUUUCAGGCUCCCGCAUAUUGCCCUCCCCCAGCGACCCGAAACCGGCUACCGCAGUUCAGAUUAUGUGGGGAUAGGACCUGCUACUUGCAGGUUUGCUCGUCAGUAUGACCUAGGCAUCCACUGGGCUGAUAAAUUUCGACGUCUCUCACAACAAGAUGCGAGCACCUGGUAUAGGAUACUGGCGGAGGAGCUCUCAGUUGAGCUUGCAGCUGAGGCCUUACUGGUGUUGCGAGACGAUCUUAUGAACUGUCCCGCCGAAGGACAAUGA
This is a messenger RNA of Desarmillaria tabescens, 1719 nucleotides long. RefSeq lists its product as uncharacterized. The coding region runs from base 1 to 1719 and encodes 572 amino acids. The record is from RefSeq and is a predicted model, not a curated record. The transcript has 2 exons. NCBI's taxonomy places the organism in Eukaryota, Fungi, Basidiomycota, Agaricomycetes, Agaricales, Physalacriaceae.